GUUGCCAGUCUAUUACAUUAAUCAAGUUUAUUAAUUGCUGAUGAUGGGUACCAGUAUCUGGCCUUUAGUUUAUCUACAUUUCAGACGUCGGCAUGAUUUACCAGGGUGCUAAACACCGCCGGAGUUGGGGACUGAAGGAUCCUCAGUGUGUUGAAUUCAGUUUUGUGGUUGUGUUUUCGUGAAGGUACGAAUGACCAAGAACUUUACUUAUAGAGUCUAGAUGGACAAUUUGAAGCUGUGCACAAUGUGUGAAUGGAGCUCUAAAGGAAACAACAGACAGGUAUAUGGUUGGACUUGUGUUAGCAAAUAAUGAGCAAGGACAGGAGAACUGCAAACGUUUAAUACUGCUGCAGUGAUCACGUAUAGUUUGCACCAGAGGAGGAAGUUAUUACAAAGGACAUUGUUCCCUUACAGGAACAUAAUUGACAACACACGAAAUCUCGUAGCUCAACAUUGCAGUUGUAAAAAUGGGCGUCUGUGUGCUUUCUCGGCCGCAAGUUAAGGAAUAUGAUAUCCCGAACGAGGAAUAUCCCUUUGAGAAAGGCAACUCUCAUUCGAUUGACCUUGUUUUGAAAAACUCGAAAUUCCUUAACCAUCGCUAUAAAGGGGAUAAUGAUCCUUUACGGAAAGUUGAUCAGAAGAACAGAGAACUUCUUCAAGAGGCUGAAAAACGAUUACAAGGUGAAAAAUCAACGAUCAAGGAAAACCUUAAAUUGCGUAUCAAACUGUAUGACAUUGAAGACCACACGACCAGUCGUGUGAAAUAUAUCGAUCUAGUAUCCGGAAAACGUGAAAAUGAUAUAGAAUGUCAUCGUCAAGGGGAUGGAUCUAUAAGCUGGAAGUAUAAAAAGGUUGGAAGCAGAGCAGACCAAGAUGAGGAAUAUACAUUUGAUGAGAUAAAUGUGUCGAAGAUUAGCCAGAUUUUGAAUGAAUCAAAGUUCCUAGGAGCGCAGUGUCAUCGAGAUUCCGUAGGCCGCGAUGUUCGAGAAAAGAUGGGAAAAGCUUGGUUUGACCAGAAAAACUGUAAACUUUACUAUAGAGUUAGAAAACAAGGAAGAUGAUAUCAAUAUCCCUAUCAAACGCAUCAUCAUGCAAGCGGGAAAUGGUGAAGAUGAAAUACAUAGCUCAAGUGGCAAUCCUUGGCAAGUUUUGAAAAGCAGUGAUAUACAUAAAGCUGCUAAUGUAGGUCAAUCGUUCGUGGACAGCGUCACAAGCUUAUGGAAAUGGAAAUAGACAAUAAAUGAAACUGAAGUUGAAAUUAUAAUUCUUUCAUUCAGUAAGAGUAUUUACCAGAUGAUAAAAAGAAGAAGGAACCAGGGUUUUAAGAUCAAUCAUGACAGUUCUUUACUAUUCAAUCAUUUCUUUGUUUUAAGGUCUUGUGUAGAGUAUCACGACAACUGUAUCAUCAGUGAACUCAGUGUAGUAAGAAUUAUACAGCUACAGUGCAUCAAAGGGCCUGCAAUUCUUUUAUUUACUUCAAUUUCACAGUUAGAUGUCAUUAUUUUAUUAUUGUGUUUCACAGAUAUCUUUGUUCUCCUAUCGCAUUUUGUUUCUAUCAGAA
Mizuhopecten yessoensis (Yesso scallop) is the source of this 1561-nucleotide messenger RNA. RefSeq lists its product as uncharacterized. The record is from RefSeq and is a predicted model, not a curated record. Bases 468 to 1061 code for a protein of 197 amino acids. The transcript is spliced from 5 exons. NCBI's taxonomy places the organism in Eukaryota, Metazoa, Mollusca, Bivalvia, Pectinida, Pectinidae.